AGGUUUGAGGAACUCUGGGAUAGAUAUUUGGUAAUGCUGUACGUGUCAUUACAGAAUAAAAUUUCAUUAAAAUCAGCAUUUAAAAUUAUAAAUUGACUUGAUAAAUUUAAGCCACUUAUAAUGCCUUAUUGUGCAUCUUGGGAGGAAUUUGCAAAAGGUGCGGAAAGGCUCUAUAUUAUGGACCCGAUGAAAGUCCGAUAUACAAUGAAGUACAACCACAAUAAGGGGAAACUAGUUAUAAAAAUCACUGAUGAUGUUUCGUGUGUUAUGUACAUGGCUGAACAUACCCAAGAUGUUAAAAAGGUCGAGAAACUUACUAGUCAACUAAUGAGACAUAUGGCUUCAAAAGAAAAAUAACUCUGUGAUCAAUUUUCCUAAUAGACACCAUACCAGAAAAAAAAACUGGUACUUUUGUACAUAAUUUUCAUAGACAUUUUGUAAUAAAACUCAUUUCUAAAAGUUUACUUAAUUUCAUAAGAACGUGUUGAAUAC
This is a messenger RNA of Uloborus diversus, 492 nucleotides long. It is a transcript of the gene Srp9, whose product is annotated as signal recognition particle 9 kDa protein-like. The transcript is spliced from 3 exons. The coding region runs from base 121 to 357 and encodes 78 amino acids. The record is from RefSeq and is a predicted model, not a curated record. Gene Ontology annotation, biological process: SRP-dependent cotranslational protein targeting to membrane; negative regulation of translational elongation. Gene Ontology annotation, cellular component: signal recognition particle, endoplasmic reticulum targeting. Lineage: Eukaryota; Metazoa; Arthropoda; Arachnida; Araneae; Uloboridae. Gene Ontology annotation, molecular function: 7S RNA binding.